Molecule: messenger RNA, 441 nt
Organism: Caenorhabditis briggsae
Lineage: Eukaryota; Metazoa; Nematoda; Chromadorea; Rhabditida; Rhabditidae
Gene: Cbr-thoc-3.1
Product: Protein CBR-THOC-3.1
Exons: 3
Coding region: 1-441 (146 amino acids)
Biological process (GO): mRNA export from nucleus
Cellular component (GO): THO complex part of transcription export complex
Molecular function (GO): protein binding
Source: RefSeq, a predicted model, not a curated record
AUGUUCGCUUCUGCAAGUUCCGAUCGUAAUGUUUGUAUCUGGGAUGCUAGACAGAGCAAGCCAACUCAUCGAAUUACGAAUAAAGUUGGAAACUUCUUCGUAUCUUGGUCACCCUGCGAUGAAUACUUGAUUUUUCUGGAUAAGGAUAAUCGUGUCAAUACAGUAGAUGUCAGGAACUAUAAAGUAGUUAAUACACACGACAUGAAGGUAUUCUCUCAUGAAGUGAUCUUCCACCCCCUCUCUAACCAUGUUUUUGUGGCCGAAUCAGGAGGAAGAGUCGAAGUUCUGAAAUUCGUCGGCGGCGCUCUAGAACCAGCUACCGUAAUCCAGCACAUUCACAUCAAGUUGACUGCUUGGCUCUUUCGAUUUCCAAAGACGGACAAAAACUUGCUGUUGGAGCAUCCGAUGCAUCGUGUUCAGUAUGGGACCUUGAUGAACUGA